This is a messenger RNA of Neolamprologus brichardi, 6555 nucleotides long. Its product is annotated as zinc finger protein 516-like. The record is from RefSeq and is a predicted model, not a curated record. Gene Ontology annotation, cellular component: nucleus. Gene Ontology annotation, biological process: regulation of DNA-templated transcription. Lineage: Eukaryota; Metazoa; Chordata; Actinopteri; Cichliformes; Cichlidae. Gene Ontology annotation, molecular function: DNA-binding transcription factor activity, RNA polymerase II-specific; RNA polymerase II cis-regulatory region sequence-specific DNA binding.
UCAGGCUCAGCUGCAGUGAAUGGAAGCGAGGCGCGCGCACGCAGAGAUCACUCGCCCUUGCUUGUUAUUAACGUUAAUAACGUUAUCUCUCGCGUCACUCAUGUCCCCGGCGACGACGACGGCCGCCGCAGCAGCCGAGGAGCGGAACGGGAACUGCGGUUCAGGUGCACCGCUGUGAUUGAAAUACGCGGAAGUUUUGACGCCACCGAGCAGAAAGGAGAUGAGCACACCGCUCAAAGGAUAGCCCCCCUCCGCCUCCCUCCUCCUCCGCUCCCCUCCCUUCGGUUUGUGGACAAGUGUUUAUCCGCUGCGAGGCGAGAGCUCGGUCCGUGAUGGGAUUCCUUCAGGAGCGACCUGCCGCUUAUCGUUAACCCCUCUGGAGGUAAGGAGUGAAGCCAAACGACGGUUAACUAACAAAAGAGACCCGGUGGGGUGUCGGACGGGAGCAGCCUAUACGAGAAGUGCUCCGUUUUGAGUUUGUGCUGGCGAAAGUUGACUACAACAUCCCCGUCGGUUAGUUGGCAACUAAAUAUGGAUGUCAGUUAUUUGUAACGCACUCGGGAGAAGUCGUGUGUCCCGUGAAGCGAGGCUGUUUCCUACAUGUAGCGACUUGACAGCCCCCUCCCUGCCAGCUCCACACAUUAUCGCUUCUUUAACCAUUACCAUCAUCUCCGGUGCGGUUCGGGCACAGCUGUGAAGGCGGUCGACGCACACAAACUUGUGUUGGUGGACAGGAUUACUGGACACAAAACGGUAGAUGCGAGGUAUCAUACAAACAGCAUGCCACUUGAUGAAGGAACUUCUCUUCAGAGAUCGGGAUUGGAUACUAAAGCUGUGAUGUUUGGCAAGUUUUUGUUACCUGUGCUGAGAACUCAAUAAGUUUUGGAAGAAUAACUUUUCUAGAGUUUCACAGAGGAUUUAUUAAACAGCUGUGGUAAUUCUUGAUGACCGGUGGUCUUGGAAAAGUGAUGGAGACAGAAGAAAGGGAGGAUGUUUCACAAAAACACACAGCUAAGGUGGAGGCAGAGGAUGAGGUAACCCCAUGCCACACCUGCGGGGUGUGUGGCCGCAGUUUUCCACUUCUAAGCUCUCUAUCUCAGCACAUGAGAAGACAUACUCGGGAGAAGCCUUACAAGUGUCCCUACUGUGAGCACAGGACAGCUCAGAAGGGCAGUCUAAAGGCCCAUAUUAGAAGCCAUAAAUUGGGCCUUUUGAGCCAAAACCUCAGUGACAGGGAGGGGGAUGGAGAUGAAGGGCAGAAAGAGGAUGCUGAUAUAACUGACCCUCCUGAGCUCAGUAGCCCACCUGAUAAAGCUCAUAACAUUAAUGGAAAGGUCAAGAAGAAAACAACCAAGAAAAAGGUUAAGGGUAAAGAUGGUGUUGAGGUUAGCGAUGGAGGUGAUGACGGACCUUUUUGCUGCACCAUUUGUGGCCAGGUUUUCCCUCAGGUAUUACUCCUCAAGUCCCACAUGAAAAGGCACCGUGGCUCUCAGGAUCACGGUUGCCGGAUAUGUGGACGACGCUUUCGCCAAGCGUGGUUCCUCCAAAGUCACAUGCGCAUUCAUCGAGUGAAAGCCCAGCUAAGGGGCAGCAAAAGCAACGAACCGCCUGCCACUAUCAAUGGGGUUCCUCAGGACCCAGCAUUACUGAUGAAUGAAGAGUGCCUCUAUGAGCUCUGUGCAGGCUGCGGUAACUUCUUCAAUGACCGCAGGACACUGCAGAUACAUGAAAAGUUGCAUAAACUGAAUCACACUCGCACUCAGAUGCAAAACCCAACACAAGGAAAUGUGGAGUCCCCCGAGGUGCAAGAUGCUAAGAGGCAGUUUUUGGAAAGCCUGAACCUCAUUUCUGCUGGACCCAGGGAAAGCCCUGCGGAAGUGAAGCCGGGCAGUCGAAUUCCUGAGCUGGAUCCAAUUUGUAGUUACCAGUCAUGGCAGUUAGCUACAAGAGGACGGCUAGUGGAGGCUACAGAAAAAUGUCUGGGAUGGGAGGAGAGAUUAGCUGAUGCGGAAGUGGCAUAUGACAUAGAAAAAGGCGAGUACGUCCCCUUGAAGCAAGAGAAAAAGAGAAAGCCAAAUGACACAGCCGGCUCCAAUCUUAAGAAGAGGAAGGGUGACGCAGGCCUUGAUCACAAAGGUGGUGACAAAAAGAUUAGCCAGAAGGACUCUAUUCUGCUGAAUGGACUUGGUCAAGCAUUUUAUGAGGCACUACAGACUAAAAACGUUAAAGAUGUUCACUCCUCAUCUAAACAGACGAAGAACAUCAAGAGCCUGGACCAGGAAGAUAAAAAAAAAUAUUUCUGCGAGCACUGUGAUUUCCACACUGUUGACACCGCGCUACUCAGGUCUCACCUGCACACGCAGCACCAGGACUUCCUGAGUUCCUACAGCAAACAGAGCACCAAUUUGGACAUAAGCAGAAGUGGUUCCAAAGCCUCAAGAUACAUGGACUACCUCAGAAGCAGGAGCAUCCUGCUCAGUCAGCCAUAUUGGAAUCCAUAUUCAUGUUCUCCAAGCCAGGAGUUAGUAGAGUCAAACAUUAAAAUGGAAAAGACAAAUGGCUCAGAGGUGAAAGAGCAGGGACAUGCUACUGGCGAUGCUAGCAGCCUCCUCAAUCUUUCUUCUUUACCCAUAACUGAUGUUAGUUUUCCAGUAAAAACACAGGGCCUGGUGAGACAUCAGUGCCCAUACUGCUCCCACACCACCAACUACCCAGAAGUACUGUGGAUCCAUCAGCGUGUUGCCCACAGGGUGGAUGGCAGCAGCACCAUGGCACCCAAGUGGGCACCUAGCAUUAAUAGUCUCAAGAGUUUAAAGGCAGGUGCUUCUCAGUGGAGACGCACAGGGCCGCCACCCUUCCUCGAAGGCAAGGACUGUCCAGCUUUGCCUACUCCAAGAACGCAGCGCACACAGCCUCCCGGUGUCACAAACCAUGGCAGCAGCAGCAGCAAUAAGCAGUCGUCCCACAAGAAUCAAUCAAGCACCUUGAAGUCCAAGCAUCAGUCAAAGGACUCACGACCUUCAGAUGCGACACAGUCUAGUGGCAAGGUUGGACUCCAAAAUCAAAAGAAGGAGCAUAACCGAACAGUGGAGGGUGGAUCUAAAGGCUCCAGCACCCAAGCUACUUCGUCAAACAGCAUUGUGAACAGCAAGAGUCUCCAGAGCUUGCAGCCUACAAGCAGCCCAAAACAAAGAGGCAACAGAGUCACUGUGGAGGGGAACUUCCCACAGGAGGGUUUGGGUUUUAUGCUGGCAAGAAAUCGCAGUGGGAAUUCUUCUUCUUCUUCUAACACAGAUAAGCUCCACUCUCGCAGGCAUUCAAGUGACUUUUCUUCAGGUCCCAAAGGUUCUGAUCUCUGGGCUGCCAUGAAUAUGUGGGGGCUACACGGAAGCAAAGCAUAUUUAGAUACACUCCGAAUAUCUCAGGGAAAGAGUGAAUCAACAGGAGAAACGCCAACGGACAUCGAUAUUUUAAGUCUCCUGAAAAACUACAGUCCACAUGAUCUGGCAUCUCUCUAUCAGCACUGGGGCUUUGUUGAUCCCAGGCUUGUUUCACAGGCAACGAUGCAGUUAAAUGGAAACUUUGGAAAUGAAGUCCAUUCCUCGUCUGAAGCUUCCAAACAGAUGAACAGCCACUCCACUUCAUCCUCAGGGUCUCUGCAUAAAGGAACGUAACGAAACAUUGUGCUUCUCUUGGUUGCAAAGUUCUAACUGCUGAAAAAAGAGAGGCCUGCUGUUCUUCAAAGGAACUAGCCAUAACUCCUGGAGAGCACAGAGGCUCUGGAAUAUGCACAAUAUAUGCAAAGCAAUGCGGUGGACUUGUUUGAUUUUGUAUUAUGACUGUUUGAUUUGAAGUGUUAAGCAUGUUACGAGUGUAGAUAUGAUAGUUAAAUAAACACACAUGAUGUGUUUUUGAUUAUUUUAUUUGGUGAAAAUGAGGCAAAUGUUCAGGAUUAUUGUACAAAACAACAGGAAAGCAUUGUAGAAGUACCACAGCCAGGUGGAAAUUAAAUGUAGAGCCACAACUAUGUGGCUAAACAGAUGUUCUCUUGGCUUUAGGCCCAGAUAUCUGCUUGUUUUUGGUUACAAAAAGUAGAUCCUUGCAGAGCAAUACAACAUACCAAAUCUUACAACUCAUAAUUCCACUAAAACAGCUGUGAUGCAAAUACAUGUUUUUAACUGCUGUAUAUCAGUGUCGAGUUUAAGUUUGUUGUUUUGUUUCAUGUACAAAUGUCUUCUUUUUUAAGUUUUUAAUUUCCUUGGCUGAGUAUGUGAUUUUUGUUGCAGAUAACGUGGUGUCACUUGUGUUUUUAGACCACAAUUUAAAUAAUAAUAAUAAUAAUAAUAAUAAUUUAAAAACUGCGAACAGCUUUUGAGUCAACGUUUUGAGUUUGCCAGUUUUUAUUUGGUCAAAAGUUAUUUGUCACUAUGCACCAUCUCAAGAGUAGUCUGGGCAAAUUCAGAGGACUCUCCUUUAAAAUGCAAGUGUUGACCCAAGGCCUUAGUCACACAAGCCUAGAGACCUUUUUGCAAACCCCUGGCAGACUUUUGGUACCCUAACAGCUGGUGAGUCGUUCCUGGAGGUUGCUGAGUGAGAUGUGUUGCAAGGAAAAAAUGUGUCGCACCAAAAAUCUUCUUGUCAUUGCUUUGGUCAUUAGCAUAUUAAUGCUAUCACUCAUUGUUUACACUGGAAAUGUUGAUUUGUAUGCUAGCACUUGUCAACUUGUCACUUUAACCAAGACAUUUCAGAAGGCACAACUCUUACUUUAAAGGUAAAUGUUCUACAUUGCCCAGUUUGCACUUCUCUUUUUAAAAUAUUUUUGGCCUUUUUACAGCUUUCUUUGAAAGGGUACAGUGAAGAAUAAAAGGAAAGCAGAGGAGCGAGAGCAGGGAAGGCACAGGUCAGAUUCAAACCCAGGCUGGCUGCUCUCAGCCAUGCGGCAUAUGGGCGCUUGCUCAUCACAGUGAGCUAAACCGGCACCUCACUAUUCCCACUUUUCAUUGUUUGACUGACACUCGACAAGUAGUUGGCGACUGUUUGCAACAUCUUCUGUAUAAACUGCAGGGGAUCACAGCAAUGAGAGACCAAAGCAAUAACAAGGUUUUUGUUGCGGCACCUUUUUGAUGACCAAUAUCAACAAGCAGCCAUCCGCCUGGUGACGUGGACACCAGUAAAUGCAAUACCUCGUAUGUGGCCCACGGUGUAAAAAGACUUUGACAUCCCUGCUCUAAGGUUUUAGCAGAUGUUUUCACAGAACAACAAGCAGCCCAUUUUCCCCUAGCAACUGAUGUUUGAAAGGUGGUUGCCAAACGGUCGCUAUCCCUGUGUGACCAGGGCCUAAGACAGAAAUAGUGCUUUUUUUUCCUGUCAGUUUGGAAUCAGUAUUUUUCCUAAGGUCAGAUAUGUAAUUCAGUUGCUUCGAGCACAGCAAUGCCAUCGAGUCCUCUAGCUCUGCUUCAGGUUAACAAACUGCUCCGUUGUAGUUUACAGUAACUUCAGCAGAAUCUUUUUGACCAGUGAAACAGCACAACCAGAAACGGUGCCCUAAUGUUUAUCUUGUAUUUUGUUAAUGAAAAGUCGUUGGCCAUUUUCCAAACUUUAGGUCCAGGAUUGAUGUGAAAAAUGAAUCUAGACUCACGCUCGUCAUCGAAGCCAGUCUUCAAAAAGGGUCUCAGAACAACCAGUGAACAAUGAAAAGUGCUGCCAUGUUUUUAUUUUUAUUUUAAAUCCAAGUUUAAAAUUUAAAUGCAACAAUUUGCCCUUAUGUUUUCAAUUAGAGCGCAGACAUCUGCACUUCUUUUGGCAUUAUUCUAGUGAUGUAGCCAUUUAAUGCUGUGAUUUAUUUCUUUUAGAAGUAGAACUUUUAGCAAUGAGCAUUUCUACUGAUCCAAAACUCACCUCAGUCUCCAGUUGUUUUCAUGUGUUUCAUUGUUUGCAGAUUUUAGUAUGUUUACAUUUCAAUUCCUCCUUCUCAGUGUAUUCAUAUCCCAUAGAGACGUAGUCUAUGCAUUUAACUAAAAGCCAUCAACUUAUGGAUUCUUGGGCAAUCUUAAGAAUCCAUAAUUAUGAAAGCACUGACUUUAAUCUGUGUGGAGAGAUUUUUCUUCUUUUUGAUAAAUAUUGUAAAUGAUAGUUUUAUUUAAUGGUCUUUGUUUGUUUGCUAUGAGUCAGAUUUCAACAAUUAAAAAGUAUUUGAUAUUUGUAGUAGCAGAACAUGUUAAAAACAUGUUGAAUUUUCGUCACCUUUGAGGUCAGGGUCAGCGGGGUGUGACGCUCCCACAGCAGGUAUCACUGAGCCUGUGUUUUGCAACGACCCUGUAACUGUAACUCCUGUUUGGCAUGAAGAGACAGGAAGCACUGAGAGAGGGAUAUUUACGCAAGUCUGAACUCUUAUGCAAACCUCCAGCUUACAGUUGAGCUCUCGCUGGGUUCAUUUUUGUGACUAUGUAAACAUGUUUCAUAGUUAUUAUGUUGGUUCAGAAUUUAUAUUUUCGACAGAUCAACAAUUUUUGUCUGACUGUAAAAUUCAAAUAAAGUUGGUUGAUGCCGAUGUGC